AUGUUCACUUUGAUUUUCCUGUUCUUGCUCCUGAACAUUCCACUUCUUGUGUCCAGUUUUAUUCAUCCCAGGUGUUUUUGGAAAGUGAAGCAGAAUAAGAGCAAGGAUGGAGACUUGUUAACAUCUUGUAUCUUCUCCCUUGGAUCAGUGAAGAGGCCUGUCAAAAAAGAAUAUUUCAACCGCCUUCUGAAUGUACAAACACCAACUGCAAGCUACAAGUUUGUUCUGGCCUUGGCAUUUUCCAUUGAUGAAGUCAACAGGAACUCUAAUCUUUUACCAAAUGUGUCUCUGGUGUUUGAAUUACCAGCAGGGGGUUGUCAUCCUGUGUCACAAUUACACAGUCUCAUACAUAAUUCUGAACAAAGCCAGGAAGCUCCACCUAAUUAUGUCUGUUAUGAAGACAUCGGGUGUGCAGUGCUGCUUACAGGACCUUACUGGGCAACAUCUGUCAUAAUGUGGAAAAUCAUGGAUCUCUACCAAUCUCAGCAGUUACUUCAGCUCACCUAUGGACCCUUUCAUCCUAUCCUGAGUGAUUGUGAACAAUUUCCAUAUCUGUAUCAGAUGGCCCCCAAGGACACAUCACUAGCCCAAGCCAUGAUUUCUUUGAUGCUUCACUUCAGUUGGAACUGGAUUGGGCUGGCCAUCUCAGACAAUGAUCAAGGUAUUCAAUUUCUCUCAUAUUUGAGAACAGAGAUGGAAAAAAAUACAGUCUGCUUUGCCUUUGUAAACAUGAUCCCGGUUAACAUGGAGUUAUACAUGUCAAGAGCUGAAGUGUAUUAUAACCAAAUCAUGACAUCAUCCACAAAUGUAGUUAUCAUUUAUGGAGACACAGACAGUACUCUAGCUGUGAGCUUUAGAAUGUGGGAAUCUCUAGGUAUACAGAAAAUAUGGGUCACCACUUCACAGUGGGAUGAUAUUACAAGUAAUAGAGACUUCACACUUACCUCAUCUCUUGGAACAAUAACUUUUGCUCAUCACCAUACUGAGAUUUCUGGUUUUAAAAAUUUUGUUCAGACAUUGACCCAUGUCAGAUACUCAGAUGAAUACCUGGCAAAGUUGGAGUGGAUGAAAUUUAACUGUGAAGUAGCAGAAUCUAAGUGGAAGACACUGAAGAAUUGUUCAACCAAUGCCUCACUGGAAUGGCUGAUGGUACAAACUUUUGACAUGGCCUUUAAUGAUGCCAGUUAUGAUUUAUACAAUGCUGUGUAUGCUUUGGCCCAUGCCCUUCAUGAGAGACUUCUUCAACAACAAGUAAAUCAGCCAAUGGACAAUGGGAAAGAACACAAUUUUAACUGUUUGAAGCUGCACUCCAUUCUGAGGAAGACUUACUUCACUAAUCCUGUUGGGGAAAAAGUAAAUAUGAAUGAGAAAGAAAAACUACAACCAGAUUAUGACAUUUUUCAGACUUGGAAUUUUCUACAAGGUCUUGGAAUUAAGGUGAAGAUAGGGAUUUUUAGCCCAUAUUUUCCUCAUGGUCAACAGAUCCGUUUAUCUGAAUAUAGGAAAUGGUGGCCCACAGAAAGUGGACAGAUGCCACCCUCAGUAUGCAGUGCUGAUUGUGGUCCUGGAUUCAGAAAAUAUGGGCAGGAGGGAAUGGCAGCCUGCUGUUUUAAUUGCAUCCUUUGCCCCCAAAAUGAAGUUUCUAAUGAGACAAAUUUGCAUCAAUGUGUGAAGUGUCCAGAGGACCAGUAUGCCAAUACAGGGCAGACCCUGUGCACUGACAAAGCUGUGAUCGUUAUGACCUAUGAGGACCCACUGGGGUUGGCUCUUGCCUUAAUGGCCUUGUGCUUCUCUGCAUUCACAGUUCUGAUUCUUGGGGUCUUUGUCAAGCACCAUGAAACUCCCCUUGUCAAGGCCAAUAACCGGAAUCUCAGCUACAUCUUACUCAUCUCACUCAUCUUUUGUUUCCUUUGCUCCUUGCUCUUCAUUGGCCAUCCCAACUCAGCUACCUGCAUCCUGCAGCAAAUCACAUUUGGAGUUGCAUUCACUGUGGCUGUUUCAACUGUGUUGGCCAAAACAAUUACUGUGCUUUUGGCUUUCAAAGUCACAGUCUCUGGAAGAAGGAUGAAGUAUUUCCUGGUUUCAAGGGCACCAAACUACAUCAUUGCCAUCUGCACUCUUAUCCAAAUUAUUCUCUGUGCAAUCUGGCUGCGAGUUUCUCCUCCCACUGUUGACAUUGAUACACACUCUGAGCACGACCAUAUCAUAAUCAUGUGCAACAAGGGCUCAGCUACUGCAUUCUACUGUGUCUUGGGAUACCAUGGCUCCCUUGCCUUAGGGAGCUUCAUUGUGGCUUUCUUGGCCAGGAAUCUCCCUGACACAUUCAAUGAAGCCAAGUUGCUGACCUUCAGCAUGUUAUUGUUCUGCAGUGUCUGGGUCACCUUUCUCCCAGUCUACCACAGCACCAAGGGUAAGGUCAUGGUGUCUGUGGAGGUCUUCUCCAUCUUGACCUCCAGUGCAGGCUUAUUGGGAUGCAUCUUUGUUCCCAAGUGCUACAUAAUUUUAUUAAGACCAGAGAGAAAUUCUCUUAAAAAAUUAAAGGAGAAAGCAUUUUCUUGA
Molecule: messenger RNA, 2559 nt
Organism: Peromyscus maniculatus bairdii (prairie deer mouse)
Lineage: Eukaryota; Metazoa; Chordata; Mammalia; Rodentia; Cricetidae
Product: vomeronasal type-2 receptor 116-like
Biological process (GO): G protein-coupled receptor signaling pathway
Cellular component (GO): plasma membrane
Molecular function (GO): G protein-coupled receptor activity
Source: RefSeq, a predicted model, not a curated record